CGUCGCGGGCGGAGGCGGGCGCGGGCGCGUCCCUGUGGCCAGUCCCCCGGAGGAGUUGGUCGCACAAUUAUGAAAGACUCAGCUUCUGCUGCUAGUGCCGGAGCUGAGUUAGUUCUGAGAAGGUUUCCCUGGGCUGUCCUUGUCCGGCGGCCUCUGCUGCCGCCUCCGGAGACGCUUCCCGAUAGAUGGCUACAGGCCGCGGAGGAGGAGGAGGUGGAGUUGCUGCCCUUCCGGAGUCCGCCCCGUGAGGAGAAUGUCCCAGAAAUCCUGGAUAGAAAGCACUUUGAUGAAGAGGGAAUGUGUAUAUAUUAUACCAAGUUCCAAAGACCCUCACAGAUGCCUUCCAGGAUGUCAAAUUUGUCAGCAACUUGUCAGGUGUUUUUGUGGGCGUUUGGUCAAGCAACAUGCUUGUUUUACUGCAAGUCUUGCCAUGAAAUACUCAGAUGUGAAAUUGGGUGACCAUUUUAAUCAGACAUUAGAAGAAUGGUCUGUGGAACAGCAUACAGAACAGAGCCCAACAGAUGCUUAUGGAGUCAUAAAUUUUCAAGGCGGUUCUCAUUCCUACAGAGCUAAGUAUGUGAGACUAUCAUAUGACACCAAACCUGAAGUCAUUCUGCAACUUCUGCUUAAAGAAUGGCAAAUGGAAUUACCCAAACUUGUCAUCUCUGUGCAUGGAGGCAUGCAGAAAUUCGAGCUUCACCCACGAAUCAAGCAGCUCCUUGGAAAGGGUCUUAUUAAAGCUGCAGUUACAACCGGAGCCUGGAUUUUAACUGGAGGAGUAAACACAGGUGUGGCAAAACAUGUUGGUGAUGCCCUCAAAGAACAUGCUUCCAGAUCAUCUCGAAAGAUUUGCACAAUUGGAAUAGCUCCAUGGGGAGUGAUUGAAAACAGAAAUGAUCUUGUUGGGAGAGAUGUGGUUGCUCCUUAUCAAACCUUGUUGAACCCUCUGAGCAAAUUGAAUGUUCUGAAUAAUCUACAUUCCCAUUUCAUACUGGUGGAUGAUGGCACUGUUGGAAAGUAUGGGGCAGAAGUCAGACUAAGAAGAGAACUUGAGAAAACUAUUAAUCAGCAAAGAAUUCAUGCUAGAAUCGGACAAGGUGUCCCUGUGGUGGCACUUAUAUUUGAAGGUGGACCAAAUGUUAUCCUCACAGUUUUAGAAUACCUUCAGGAAAGUCCUCCUGUUCCAGUCGUCGUCUGUGAAGGAACAGGCAGAGCUGCAGACCUGCUAGCGUAUAUUCAUAAACAAACAGAAGAAGGAGGCAAUCUCCCUGAUGCAGCAGAGCCUGAUAUUAUUUCAACCAUCAAAAAAACAUUUAACUUUGGCCAAAGCGAAGCAGUUCAUUUAUUUCAAACACUGAUGGAGUGCAUGAAAAAAAGGGAGCUUAUCACGGUUUUCCAUAUUGGAUCAGAUGAACAUCAAGAUAUAGAUGUAGCAAUACUUACUGCAUUACUUAAAGGCACUAAUGCAUCUGCAUUUGACCAGCUUAUCCUUACACUGGCAUGGGAUAGAGUUGACAUUGCCAAAAAUCAUGUGUUUGUUUAUGGACAGCAGUGGCUGGUUGGAUCCUUGGAACAAGCUAUGCUUGAUGCUCUUGUAAUGGAUAGAGUUGCAUUUGUAAAACUACUUAUUGAAAAUGGAGUAAGCAUGCAUAAAUUCCUUACCAUUCCUAGACUGGAGGAACUUUAUAACACAAAACAAGGUCCAACCAAUCCAAUGCUAUUUCAUCUUGUUCGGGAUGUCAAACAGGGAAACCUUCCUCCAGGAUAUAAGAUCACCCUAAUUGAUAUAGGACUUGUUAUUGAAUAUCUUAUGGGAGGAACUUACAGAUGCACCUACACUCGGAAACGUUUUCGAUUAAUUUAUAAUAGUCUUGGUGGAAAUAAUCGGAGGUCUGGCCGAAAUACCUCCAGCAGCACUCCUCAGUUGCGCAAGAGUCAUGAAUCUUUUGGCAAUAGGGCAGAUAAAAAGGAAAAAAUGAGACACAAUCAUUUCAUUAAAACAGCACAACCCUAUCGACCAAAGAUUGAUACAGCUGUGGAAGAAGGAAAGAAGAAAAGAGCCAAAGAUGAAAUUGUAGAUAUUGAUGAUCCAGAAACCAAGCGCUUUCCUUACCCACUUAAUGAACUGUUAAUUUGGGCUUGCCUUAUGAAGAGGCAGGUUAUGGCCCGUUUUUUAUGGCAACAUGGUGAAGAAUCAAUGGCUAAAGCAUUAGUUGCCUGUAAGAUCUAUCGUUCAAUGGCAUACGAAGCAAAGCAGAGUGAUCUCGUAGAUGAUACUUCAGAAGAAUUGAAACAGUAUUCUAAUGAUUUUGGUCAACUAGCAGUUGAAUUGUUGGAACAGUCCUUCAGACAAGAUGAAACCAUGGCUAUGAAAUUGCUAACUUACGAACUGAAAAACUGGAGUAAUUCCACCUGCCUCAAGUUAGCAGUUUCUUCAAGACUUAGACCCUUUGUAGCCCACACCUGUACACAAAUGUUGUUAUCUGAUAUGUGGAUGGGAAGGCUGAAUAUGAGGAAAAAUUCCUGGUACAAGGUCAUAUUAAGCAUUUUAGUUCCACCUGCCAUAUUAAUGCUGGAAUAUAAAACAAAGGCAGAGAUGUCUCAUAUUCCACAGUCUCAAGAUGCCCAUCAAAUGACAAUGGAAGAUAGCGAAAACAACUUUCAGAACAUAGCAGAAGAGAUUCCCAUGGAAGUGUUUAAAGAAGUAAGAAUAUUGGACAGUAAUGAAGGAAAGAAUGAAAUGGAGAUACAAAUAAAGUCAAAAAAGCUUCCCAUUACACGCAAGUUUUAUGCCUUUUAUCAUGCACCAAUUGUAAAAUUCUGGUUUAAUACGUUGGCAUACUUAGGAUUUCUAAUGCUUUAUACAUUUGUGGUUCUUGUACAAAUGGAACGAUUACCUUCAGUUCAAGAAUGGAUUGUUAUUGCUUAUAUUUUUACCUAUGCUAUUGAGAAAGUCCGUGAGAUCUUUAUGUCUGAAGCCGGGAAAAUAAGCCAGAAGAUUAAAGUGUGGUUUAGUGAUUACUUCAAUAUCAGUGAUACAAUUGCUAUAAUUUCUUUCUUCAUUGGAUUUGGACUAAGAUUUGGAGCAAAAUGGAACUUUGAGAAUGCAUAUGAUAAUCAUGUUUUUGUUGCUGGAAGAUUAAUUUACUGUCUUAACAUAAUAUUUUGGUAUGUGCGUUUGCUAGAUUUUCUAGCUGUAAAUCAACAGGCAGGACCUUAUGUAAUGAUGAUUGGAAAAAUGGUAGCCAAUAUGUUCUACAUUGUAGUGAUUAUGGCUCUUGUAUUACUUAGUUUUGGUGUUCCCAGAAAAGCAAUACUUUAUCCUCGUGAAGAACCUUCUUGGACUCUUGCUAAAGACAUAGUUUUUCAUCCAUACUGGAUGAUUUUUGGUGAAGUUUACGCAUAUGAAAUUGAUGUGUGUGCAAAUGAUUCUGCUAUCCCUCAAAUCUGUGGUCCUGGGACAUGGUUGACUCCAUUUCUUCAAGCAGUCUACCUCUUUGUACAGUAUAUCAUUAUGGUCAAUCUUCUUAUUGCAUUUUUCAACAAUGUGUAUUUACAAGUGAAGGCAAUUUCCAAUAUUGUAUGGAAGUACCAACGUUAUCAUUUUAUUAUGGCUUAUCAUGAGAAACCAGUUCUGCCCCCGCCGCUUAUCAUUCUCAGCCAUAUAGUUUCUCUGUUUUGCUGCAUAUGUAAAAGAAGAAAAAAAGAUAAGACUUCAGAUGGACCAAAACUUUUUUUAACAGAAGAAGAUCAAAAGAAACUACAUGACUUUGAAGAGCAGUGUGUUGAGAUGUAUUUUAAUGAAAAAGAUGACAAAUUCCAUUCUGGGAGUGAAGAGAGAAUUCGUGUCACUUUUGAAAGGGUGGAGCAGAUGUGCAUUCAAAUUAAAGAAGUUGGAGAUCGUGUCAACUAUAUAAAAAGAUCAUUGCAAUCAUUAGAUUCUCAAAUUGGCCAUUUGCAAGAUCUUUCAGCCCUGACUGUAGAUACAUUAAAAACACUCACUGCCCAGAAAGCUUCAGAAGCUAGCAAAGUUCACAAUGAAAUCACACGAGAAUUGAGUAUUUCCAAACAUUUGGCUCAAAACCUUAUUGACGAUGGUCCUGUAAGACCUUCUGUGUGGAAAAAGCAUAGUGUUGUAAAUACACUUAGUUCCUCUCUUCCUCAAGGUGGUCUUGAAAGUACUAAUCCUUUUCUUUGUAACAUUUUUAUGAAAGAUGAAAAAGAUACCCAUUGUAACAUAUUUGGUCAGGAUUUACCUGUAAUACCCCAGAGAAAAGAAUUCAAUUUUCCAGAGGCUGGUUCCUCUUGUGGUGCCUUAUUCCCAAGUGCUGUUUCUCCUCCAGAACUGCGACAGAGACCACAUGGGGCAGAAAUGCUAAAAAUGUUCAGUAAAAAUCAAAAAUUAGGCAGUUCAUCUAAUAGCAUACCACAUCUGUCAUCCCCACCAACCAAAUUUUUUGUUAGUACACCUUCCCAGCCAAGUUGUAAAAGCCACUCAGAAACUGUAACCAAAGAUCAAGAAACUAUUUACUCUAAAGCUGCAGAAGGAGAUAAUGUAGAAUUUGGAGCAUUUGUAGGACACAGAGAUAGCAUAGAUUAUUUACAGAAGUUCAAAGAAACAUCAAACAAAAUAAAGGAAAUGUUAUCUAAUGAUAUUCCUGAAAACACUUUGAAACAUGUGAGUUCUCAUGCUGGAUUUACUGAAUGUCCCCAAACUUCUAUUCCUCUUCCUUCUGAACAAGUGGAAAGUAGCAAUAGAAGGCCAUCUACUGAAGAAACUCAUGAAGUAGAUUCCAAAGCAGCUUUACUACCGGAUUGGUUACAAGAUAGACCAUCAAACAGAGAAAUGCCAUCUGAAGAAGGAACGUUAAAUGGUCUCGCUUCUCCAUUUAAACCAGUUAUGGAUACAAAUUACUAUUACUCAGCUGUGGAAAGAAAUAAUUUGAUGAGAUUAUCCCAGAGCAUUCCAUUCACACCUGUGCCUCCAAGAGGUGAGCCUGUCACAGUGUAUCGCUUGGAAGAGAGUUCACCCAGUAUACUGAAUAACAGCAUGUCUUCUUGGUCACAGCUUGGUCUCUGUGCCAAAAUAGAGUUUUUAAGUAAAGAGGAGAUGGGAGGAGGUUUACGGAGAGCUGUCAAAGUACAGUGUACCUGGUCAGAACAUGAUAUCCUCAAGUCCGGUCAUCUUUAUAUUAUCAAAUCUUUUCUUCCUGAGGUGAUCAACACAUGGUCAAGUAUUUAUAAGGAAGAUACAGUCCUGCAUCUCUGUCUCAGAGAAAUUCAACAACAGAGAGCGGCACAAAAGCUCACAUUUGCCUUCAACCAAAUGAAACCCAAAUCCAUACCAUAUUCUCCAAGGUUCCUUGAAGUUUUCCUGCUGUAUUGCCAUUCAGCAGGACAGUGGUUUGCUGUGGAAGAAUGUAUGACUGGAGAAUUUAGAAAAUACAACAAUAAUAAUGGUGAUGAGAUUAUACCAACUAAUACACUGGAAGAAAUCAUGCUGGCCUUUAGCCAUUGGACAUAUGAAUAUACAAGAGGGGAGCUAUUGGUACUUGAUUUACAAGGUGUGGGUGAAAAUUUGACUGAUCCAUCUGUGAUAAAAGCAGAAGAAAAGAGAUCCUGUGAUAUGGUUUUUGGCCCAGCAAAUCUAGGUGAAGAUGCAAUAAAAAAUUUUAGAGCAAAACAUCACUGUAAUUCUUGUUGUAGAAAGCUUAAACUUCCAGAACUAAAUGAAUUCGUGUUUAUGAAGUACUUAGAAUGGUGCCAGGCACAUAUUGGGGGUAUGAAUAUAGAUCUGAAGAGGAAUGACUAUACACCUGAUAAAAUUAUAUUUCCUCAGGAUGAACCUUCAGAUUUGACUCUUCAGCCUGGGAAUUCCACCAAAGAAUCAGAAUCAACUAAUUCUAUUCGUCUGAUGUUAUAAUAUUAUUGAUUCGUUGUUUUGUUUUGUUUUGUUUUUUGCCUACAUCUCACAAAAAUGUUACCGUGUCAUUUUUCCUUCAUGAGGAAAUUGGUAAUAGAGAAAAAUAUGUACAAAUGAAUAUGCUGAAUCUGGCACUGUUAAAAGGUCGAUAUUCUUUUGACCUGAUUAAACUAGUCAGUCAGGAGCUCCCUAUAGGAUACAGCUGGCAGCUGUUAAAUUUUAAAGGUAAAGGAAUAUUAGUAUUUAUAACUUUUUAAAGGGCUCUUUUAGCAGAUUUCAUUUGACUUUGUUCUGAUGAGGGUGACACCCUCUCUCAUGUGGUGCAAUACCAUUAGCCAAAGUUAAGUGUCCAUGCAGAUUUUAUUGGCAGCUGGUUUACUGCCAUUCACCUAGUGAAAUGAAGAAAUCAUCCAGCCUUUUGGUUAAAUGGCAGACAUCUUCCUCAGUAUGUUUUAGUGUGUUCAGUGAUGAUGUCACUAGUCCCCAGCUAGAUACUUGUUGGCCAUGGGAAAGAAGAUGACUUGUUAUUCUAGAUCCAUAGGCAUACAAAAAGCCUGAGCUGAAAACUGUUUUCAAAGAGGGACUUUAUGAAUCAGGAUUAGGCUCCAUAUUUAAAGAUGGAGCCAUUUUUUGUUUGUUUGUUUGUUAAGUAGAGCCCAAAUUGUGCAAAAGUAUUAGUGUUAUUUUUUAACAUUGUCUUAUCAAGUCAUUGUUAACUAGAAGAAAGCCAUGGUAGACUGGUAUAACCUAAAUAUAUCAGACGAGAAACUUAAGUUGCUGUUCAAGAGAAGUUACCUUGUAAAAACAGUUAAAGUGCUUUUUUCCUGUAACUGUAGUGACAGCCUGGAAAGCUACUCACUUCUCCAAAGAUCUUAUUGACAGUGUAUCAGAUCAGAAUGUAAACAUAAAUUCUUGCAUAUAUUUAAAAUUGUGUAGGAACACCUGAACCUGAGUAUUGUUGUGGUACUUAUUUAAGAAAUUGAGUUGGAUUAUCAUUAUGUGAUGUCGGGAGAUUGCAAUGUAACUUUAUGCCAAGAAGAUGUACUUUAACUGCCCCAGAUACUGUUGAAUACUCAGCAAGAAAAGUUUUCAUCGGACUAUACGCUUUGAUUUUUUUCUUUUUGUUUCUUAGGUACUAAUUUUAAUUUUUAUUUAGGAAGGAGCAGUGUAAAUCUUACUUGUAUUCAGUAGUGUAUCUCAUAGAUACAGACAAGGCAAGAAGAGAUGAGCUGUUUAGUGUUUAAUAUUAAUGGGGGGGAGAAAGAAAAAGUGUAUUAAAGAUAUACUAUAUACAUUUUGUAUAUCAUUAAAUCUUUAAAAGAAAUGAAAUAAAUUUAUUCUUGUUUACAGAUGUUUAGUGGGUUUAAUCAUUAUGAAAAACUAUCCAUGUUUUCAGAGCAUUUUAUUAAUUUCAGAAUAUCAGCUUUUUUUAAAUGAACCAUUUUGUAUACCUAAGCCUUUCACCUUCUGUCCUGUGUAUUAUUUAAUGUGGUCUUGGUUUCUUCUCUUUCUCUCUUUUUUUAAUCUGUUUCUUGUUAUGUCAGAAAAUGGAGAUACAGGCUAUCUAUUGAUACUUAGCUUUAUGUAUGAUUAUUUUCAUAACAUGUUAAUAGUAACCAGCAUUUAUGUAGCAUUUAAUACGUGCCAGGCAUUACUCCAGCUGCUUUACAUAUAAAUUACUUAAGACCCUAGUCCUUGAAACAGUCUUAUGAAAUAGAUGUUACUAUCUCGUUUUGCCAAUUAGAAAAUAAAAGCAUUAGGUAAAGUAACUUUCCUAAGAUUCUUAGAAUGUAGCAGGCCUAGGACUCAAACCCAGGAAAGUAGCUUUUGUUUAUGCUCUAGAGCCUCAUGUUAUGUUGACUUUCAAGUAUAAUGACGAUUGGUUUCUGUACCAGUUCCUGAUUGCUUUUCUGAAAUAAAUCUACUCUGUUACCUUU
This is a messenger RNA of Suricata suricatta (meerkat), 7860 nucleotides long. RefSeq names its product transient receptor potential cation channel subfamily M member 7 (gene TRPM7). The record is from RefSeq and is a predicted model, not a curated record. Gene Ontology annotation, biological process: protein phosphorylation; monoatomic cation transmembrane transport; monoatomic cation homeostasis. Gene Ontology annotation, cellular component: membrane. Gene Ontology annotation, molecular function: calcium channel activity; protein serine/threonine kinase activity; ATP binding. The transcript is spliced from 40 exons. Lineage: Eukaryota; Metazoa; Chordata; Mammalia; Carnivora; Herpestidae. Bases 254 to 5923 code for a protein of 1889 amino acids.